Polypterus senegalus (gray bichir) is the source of this 2399-nucleotide messenger RNA. RefSeq names its product translocase of inner mitochondrial membrane 17 homolog A (yeast) (gene timm17a). Gene Ontology annotation, biological process: protein import into mitochondrial matrix. NCBI's taxonomy places the organism in Eukaryota, Metazoa, Chordata, Cladistia, Polypteriformes, Polypteridae. The record is from RefSeq and is a predicted model, not a curated record. The transcript has 6 exons. Bases 79 to 579 code for a protein of 166 amino acids. Gene Ontology annotation, cellular component: TIM23 mitochondrial import inner membrane translocase complex; mitochondrial inner membrane. Gene Ontology annotation, molecular function: transmembrane protein transporter activity.
AUCAAUGCGCGUAGCACGUGAGCGCCGGCUCUGGAGACCGCCCUUUCGUCAUUGUCGGUCGGCCGCAAGCAGGUGAAAAUGGAGGAAUAUGCUCGAGAACCUUGUCCCUGGCGGAUAGUGGAUGAUUGUGGAGGUGCAUUCACAAUGGGAGCUAUUGGUGGCAGCAUCUUCCAUGCAGUUAAAGGGUUCCGUAAUUCUCCUGUGGGCAUAAGUCAUAGAAUGCGAGGAAGCUUGACAGCAAUAAAAACCAGAGCACCACAGCUUGGAGGCAGCUUCGCAGUAUGGGGUGGUCUGUUCUCUAUGAUUGACUGUGGUUUAGUGAAGGUCAGAGGAAAAGAGGACCCUUGGAACUCAAUCACCAGUGGUGCCAUGACUGGGGCAAUAUUGGCAGCAAGAAAUGGUCCAGUAGCGAUGGUUGGGUCAGCUGCUAUGGGUGGUAUCUUACUAGCACUCAUAGAGGGUGCUGGUAUUCUUUUAACAAGAUUUGCAUCUUCACAGUUUCAAACUGCACCACAGUUUGCUGAGGAACCCACUCAGAUGCCUUCACCAUCUUUUGGAGACUUCAGGCAAUAUCAGUAAAGGAUUCAGGGGACUGUUUAGUUCAUUUUUUUUUAAAUUAAAUUAUGGACUUGCAUUUUUGGACACUGGCAUGUCUUGAAGCAAUUAAAAAAAAAUUAAAAUUGAGACAACUACUUCUGGAUCGUGGAUGUGGGUCACUCACCUGAAGACCUGCAUGCUUGUGGCUUGCCGUAUGUGCCACGUUCAAUUCCAUUAGCAAGAACAUUUCCCAUCAUUUGCCUGAAAUACUCCUGAUAAUCUGUCCUGAUCAACAGCUUUGUACAAGUGUAGACUAAAACCCUUUUUAUUUUUUUAAUUGGUUAAUUAGCACUUUUGAAGCUAUUAAAAUUAUUUUAGUAACCUUAGCAUGUUCCAUUUACAGUACAAUAGAACACAUUUAUCAUCGUUAGUCGUAAUGCAAGUGAUUAAAUUCUAACUGUGCAUAGUAAUUUCUAAAACUAGACAAUGGCAGGCAAGGACCUAAACACUAGCUGUUCUUUAGUUUAGAUUUGAUUACACGUCUUACCAAGCUUCGAUGUUUUUAGAGUGGAGUUCUGUUUUGUGGCCAUUGCUGACUGAAUACACCCAGCUAACUCGCAACCUAAUGAAUACAUAGAAUGAAAAAAAUAAUUGUGUCAUCUUCUGGAAAGUUUACAGUUUGUUCUCUUUUUAGAAGGUCACAUUCACUUUUUCAGUGAAUAACAGAAGUAUGUACCUGAGAGACAAUGUGGACCAGACACGUACUAUAAGUUAAGGAGUUGCAUUUUUGAAAGUGCAAUACUGUGGACCCAGAGCCUUGAAUUUCACAGAGUCAGAUACUUCAUAAAGACCACCAACAUGUCGAGCCUGUACAGCUAAAAACUGCCACACAAAGUUCCAGAACACCUAGUAGGCCAAUAGUUGAUAUCUUGACAGUUUACGUGGGAGUAUGAUGUGGAGGUGGGCACUCUGAAUUGUGGGUGUAGAGCUUUACAUUUGAGGAAGUCUGUAGGGGGUUAUGUGGUCAAAGUAUUUGGACCUAAGGUUAAACAUCUUAUGUAUGUGGAUACCAUAAUGUGAGAUUUGAAUGAAUACUCAAAAAUAUAUAACUUUUUAUAAAAAUGAACACUUUUCAAGGAUUUUGCUUUGGGUCUUCUUGGGUAUUUUGGAGUAAAGUCGGACAUGUCUUUAUUGCUUCCAGGAUGCAUGUUUCCAGGUUGACACUUUGACAGGCAGGAAGUUGAGGUCUGAAUUAAUUUUGUUCUCUAUCUAAAUGAAAGCUCCUACAUACUCCAUUAUCUGCUCCUUCUUCUCACAGAGUCUGUCAAACUGGUUUGGUUAAGCAUUAACCACUUAUUCCCAAUUUUUCAUUAAGAAAGCUUUGUAAAGGCUGCCAUUAUCAUCUCCUCACAUGGCUUAAUAUUUUGUUCCAGAUUCCCAUAAGCAUUUGUUUUUAUAAGUGCUUUGUGGUUUCUAGCUUUAAAGUUCUUUCUCAUGGUGUCAAUGUGAUUUACUAUUUAACUAAAAAGCUGAAAGAAUUCUUCUGGUUCAGCUUUUUGUCCGCUUUGCCUUAGAGGAUUGUGAAGAUCUGGGCUUUGCGACAGAAGAGUGUAGUGUCCCUUCAAGUAGAAUAUGACCUUAAUUAGAAGAGAGAGUGCUAGUUUAGUCAUAGGUCUGCACUUCAGAGAAGCAGUUGGUUUGGUGGCACAUGUGUGUGGGAUCUCUGUUGUACAUUCCAGCUGGGAUGCCAGAAAUUGAUAAGAGCCCACAUUAAAUAAACUUUCUUUCUCUGUUUGUGGUUUGGACAUGGUGAUAAACUGUUUUUCAACAAAUAAACUAAACAAGCUUACUGCAAUAAACCA